This is a messenger RNA of Corvus hawaiiensis (hawaiian crow), 9063 nucleotides long. It is a transcript of the gene GFRA1, whose product is annotated as GDNF family receptor alpha 1. Gene Ontology annotation, cellular component: signaling receptor complex; external side of plasma membrane. Gene Ontology annotation, molecular function: signaling receptor activity. The record is from RefSeq and is a predicted model, not a curated record. NCBI's taxonomy places the organism in Eukaryota, Metazoa, Chordata, Aves, Passeriformes, Corvidae. Gene Ontology annotation, biological process: nervous system development.
UGGCUCGGGAAGCCGUGGCUCGGGGCUGCCAGCGGCUAGCCCCGGCUGCGGGUCCGGGGGCGGGCGGGCGCUGCGGGUCUCGUGUGUGCACCCCCCUCCCGCCCCCCGUGCGCUCUCGGUCCCUCCCUGGGAACAGGCGCUGCCCACCCAAGGAGGCGACCGGCGCUCCUGCCCCGCUGCCGCUCGCUCACUCACACACGCUCCCACACAGACACACACACAUAUACCCGUGCGUGCGCCUCUCGCUCCCGCACUGGAGUCAGUGCUUGUGCCUGCAGGUUGCUCAGACCUGAAAUCUAAAGGAAAAGCUCAGCGUCUGCGUCGCUGCUCCUGCCGCCGGUGGUGGUAGCGGUGAAGAGGAGGGGGGUUGUGGUUUUUUUUUUUUUUUUUUUUUUUUCCUUGGUGGGUUUUUUUCCCCCCUUGAAUUCAAUGGAUCUGAACUUGGAGCCUUUGGACCUCGGCGGUGUUGGAAUAUCUACAUGCUGAUCAUCUUUGUUGUGACACAUCAAGUCGUUUGGGGAAACCAUCCGGACAGCAAGAUGUUUCUCGUUCUCUUGUACUUCGCUUUGCCCUUAGUGGAUGUACUUUUGUCUGCAGAAGUGAGCGGGCUGCCUGGAGGGGACCGCCUGGACUGCGUGAAAGCCAGCGAUCAGUGUCUGAAGGAGCAGAGCUGUAGUACUAAAUUCAGGACACUGAGGCAGUGUGUAGCCGGCAAAGAGAGCAACUUCAGCCGGACCACGGGCCUGGAGGCGAAGGACGAAUGCAGAAGCGCCAUGGAAGCUCUCAAGCAGAAAUCCCUGUACAACUGCCGCUGCAAGAGGGGCAUGAAGAAGGAGAAGAACUGCCUGCGCAUUUACUGGAGCAUGUACCAGAGCUUGCAGGGAAAUGACUUGCUUGAAGAUUCCCCUUAUGAGCCAGUUAACAGCAGACUAUCAGACAUAUUCAGGCUAGCACCAAUUGUAUCAGUGGAGCCAGUACUUUCAAAGGGGAACAAUUGCUUGGAUGCAGCCAAAGCUUGUAACCUAAAUGAUACCUGCAAGAGGUUCAGAUCUGCUUACAUAACCCCCUGCACCAGCAGCACGUCUAAUGAAAUCUGUAACAAGCGGAAAUGUCAUAAGGCCCUCCGGCUAUUUUUUGACAAGGUCCCCCCAAAGCACAGCUACGGGAUGCUCUUCUGCUCCUGUCGAGACGUAGCCUGUACAGAAAGGAGACGGCAGACUAUUGUUCCUGUGUGUUCAUAUGAGGACAGGGAGAAACCAAACUGCCUGAAUUUACAAGAGUCCUGCAAGAAGAAUUACAUCUGCAGAUCUCGCCUUGCAGAUUUCUUCACAAACUGCCAGCCUGAGUCACGCUCUGUUAGUAGUUGUCUGAAGGAGAACUAUGCUGACUGCCUUCUCGCUUACUCGGGGCUUAUUGGCACCGUGAUGACACCAAACUACAUCGACUCCAGCAGCCUCAGCGUGGCCCCGUGGUGCGACUGCAGCAACAGCGGCAACGACAUAGAAGAAUGCCGGAAAUUUCUGAAUUUCUUCAAGGACAACAUAUGCCUUAAAAAUGCAAUUCAGGCCUUUGGCAAUGGCACUGAUGUGAAUGUCUGGCAGCCAAUCUUACCAGUACAGACCACUACAGCCACAACUACGACAGCUUCCAGACUCAAAAACACAGGGUCAGAGACCACCAACAAUGAAAUACCCUCCCACAAUGAUUCACCAGCAUGUGCAAACCUGCAGGCACAGAAGAAGCGAAAAUCCAAUGAAUCUGUAGAUACAGAGCUCUGUCUUAAUGAGAAUGCUCUCGGGAAGGACAACACAGCGGGAGUCUCCACCAGUCACAUAUCUGCAGAGAAUUCCCUGGCUCUUCCUACCAGCUUCUAUCUAAGCACACAGCUCACCCUGAUGACACUUGCACUCUCACUCAUUUUGUCCCUAAGCUCAUCAGUCGUCUUGUAGCUGCAUUACAAAAGGACGUGUUAAAAAAAAAAAUAAUCAAAAAAAAAAAUCUGUUUGCUGUCCUCUGUUGUUUAUCUGGAAUUCCAGGUCUGGGAGCUAAGCUGAGGCACUCCUGCUAGAACAGUCUCAGCUGGAAUUUUAUUUUUUUUCUCUCUAAAAAAAAAGCUUCUUGUGAUAUUUAGAGGCUUUGUGAAAUACUUGGUGCAGUGCUACAUUCCAAACCCAAAAGGCUUUUUGGGCAUGCAGUGUUUUAAAGAGACAGUGUGUAAAUUUGCCUGUAAAGCGACCUGGUUGGAUUAUUUUAAUAAUUAUUAUUUUAAUUCUGGCUUUUACCUGAGAAAGAAGAUGACGGUUUUCUUAAGAUCUUGUUUAUCUCAUUGAAUGGUUUUGGUUUUCAAAUUGAUUGAACUUCAGACUAUCAAGGAUGCCAGGCUUUUGUCUAAUGGUGAAUGUUCUCCCAGAAAAUGGACUUUAUGAAACUUCUUCAUUUGAUAAAUCGCUACUGAUGUUAAACUCUUUCAGUGUGUUAGCAUUUUCCUCUCUAAAUGUUUACGUACUGUAAGUGAUUCUGCGUUCCCUGCUGAGAAGCCAUUAUAAUUCACAUACAGGUGUAAUGUAUGUCUUUCAGUUAAAUUCUCAUAAAAAUAGAGUGUGGCGUAGAACCUUCUAACAGUACAUUUAUCUUUUAAUUAUAAUCAUCUAGCCUUAACAAGAGUGAAGAUUCCUUAAAUUAGCAAGAAGCAGCCAUUGUGAAAGCUUGAUAAAGAUACCUUUCUUUAAAUAUGAGGAAAAAAUUUUGCUACAGGGUUUCAGCUGUACAGUCUAUGGUCUUCUAUGCUUCCAUUGUGAUAAUAUAGUCCAGUUAUUAUACUCUUUGUUUAAUAAAAAAAUUACAUACAAUUUAUUUGCUCUACUAAAACUAAAGUCAUCAUCUGUUUAUACAUACCUGAUAAUGUCAGAUCAAAAAGCUACAGGAACUUCAUGCCUUACUUCUCCUAUCAAAACAUUGUAGAGGGCCAAGAGGUAGUAGGAUAACAUUUAAAUUGUGUUUUGUUUCUUAGAACUGCUAAAAUCAACACAGAAGGAUGGUUGAUCCAGUUAAAAGGCAGCAUCAUGCACGUGUACCCAUGUGACAGGCUUAUCUCGCCCUGGUAGUUCCUACCACAGACCUUGGCAUUGCUGACAUGAUGAACUGUUUGCAAGACCAGCUCCAUAAACUAAUUUAAUGGUUUGGAUGGUGAUAUUACCAGUAGACAUGAUUUAAUCACUUGGUUCUCACUCAGUGACAUUGGCAGCCUGUGCUGGUUCAUUAUGGUUUCCCGCAGUAUCUAGAAGGAAUUCUUUAAAGCUUUAAAUGUCAUCAGAUAGGCAGCAUUUCUCCUAAGGGCUGUCUUUAUACCUUACUGUGAUGGCUUGUUGACUGUUACAAGCAGUUAUGUCUAAGUGAUCAACAGUAAUCAGUUUCUGUUCCUAUUGGAAGUAGAAGAUCACUUCUGCAAGCAAGGAGUUCAUCAUGUUGGAUGUAGAGAUUUACUCUGAGACUUACACAAUUAUGCCCUGUCCUGCUCUGAAAUGUCCAGAUCAGUUAUUUGCAAUACAACUAUAAAGUACAAAUUACUAUUUUAUAACUGCACUGAGGUUUGAGUGUGCAAAAUACACAUCUUGCUAAGAGAUUAUUAAACCUAUUGACAAGUUCAUCUUUUGAGAUUUUUCUUGGCUAAUAAUAAACACUUCCAUAAUUUUUGAAAUUCAUUUAUGUACUCCUGAUUAUGGUCACAUAAUACAGGUUUCAAAGCGAUUUGUAUGUGAUAGAAUUCUACAAUAUUCUGUGCCACUGAACAUAACAAAUUAGACAAUAUUACUUUUUAAUUCUGUGUUGAUAAGAAACUGCAAAUUACUUUCCAAGGCAGCAGAGCUGCUUUCAGAGAAGAGAUAUAUAGACCAUCAUUACCAGCAAAGCCCAUGUGGUUCCUGUUGCGCUUCUUGUAGAAGAUAAUCAAAUUAUUGAAAACCAGGGGCAGCAGAAAAAAGAUUAUGAGAUUCAUGAUUUUAAAAAUGAAUCAAAUUCUUUUAUGUCAAAAGGAGUUGAUAGUAUAACCUAUUGAAAUGCUAAUGAACAUAGCAUUGUAAUUCAGAAGUCUGACAUUAUCUAAUUAAAAAUAUUUUCAAAACAAAUUCCUAAACAUUAUGAUUAUUAAAUUCAUCUUUGAUCCACAAAGCUUUCUUUAAAAUAUCAUUUGUAUUCAGCACAUUAAACAUUUUAGACAGUAUUGGGAAUUUUAAUAAUCUCCCAGUAUAGUAUAUACUUUUUGAAAAUUUUUUUAAUGUUUGGUUUGGUUACAGUAUCUCUCUUACAUUUAAUACCAAUUAUUAGAAUGCUUUGACACUGUCUGAUCCAGAAUAAAAACUAUUGAUCACUUAUACUGUAAAUAACAACCUAAUGAGCUUUUGAUUACAAAAGAAACUGCUGGUUAUCUGAGUCAAUGAGAGUUACCUUUGGAAAUAAAAUGCAGAUGUAGUAGAGGAAAAAAUUGUAGUUUUUACAGGUAGCCAAAAAAGCUCAACAGAGUACUUAAGCUUUUUGUCCUGUAAAUUAAAAGUAUACUGAAGUGCUAAUUUAAAAAAUUUAAUUGCUUAUUAAACAGGCAGAAAGGAAAAGAAAAGCCCUUUACAGUCAUCACCAUGCAAACAAUGGAGGAUUUUUCAAAGUUGGAUGUGGUGUGGAUGAUGUCAGUUUAGCAUGGUGACCUUGUCAAUGCAGUCGUUUGCUGCAGUACUGAAUUACAUAAAUUGUUUAAUUUUUUUCCUCUUUCAGUCACUAAAAUAUCAUGUGUUGAGUGCUUAAUUAACAAGCUUAGGCUGGGCUUUAUAUAUCCUUUGAAAGAUUCAUUUUAUCCAUAUAACAAUAGUAUAGAGGCUGUCCAAAUCAAGAUGUACAUAGAGAUGAUCUACUGUUCCAGUUGUAAAUCUAACCAGUUCAGUUGUAUGUAAAUUAAAUCAUGGGCUACCAUAAACAUAUCCAAAUCAUCUUGUACUGGAACAGCCAUUGUCAUUAGUAUUAUUGAUAGCAUGUUUAUGCUUCUUUUUAAAAGUAGUGCACACAAAGGUAAAAUUCAGACUGAACUGAAAUAUAUGGCUGAGGUUUUGCAGUCUUGAUUCCACAAGCUAUUCCAGUGAAAGAGGCACUGAAGGUGAACCUUUCAGAUAUUGGCAAAAAUAACAGCAGCUGAGGGUUUCCCUUGCCCCAGUGUGGGUGGUGACACCACCCACGGGCAGCAGCCCCAAGGAGUGACCAUGCAGGGAUUUGGUCAGAGGUGAGGGGUGCAUCUCUUGCAUCAUUGACCUGGCUCCCUGAGAUCCCAGCUCCCUCAAGAGGAUGGGAAUGAGGUAGGAAGAAUUAGGAGGAAGUGGAAUUCUUAAUAAUUUCAAAGAAUGACAGACUUUGUCUGGAGACCUAUUCCCAGGCUUUUUUCUUUUUUUUUUUUCCCCAAGGAAAUUAUGUCCCUCCAAGACCCAGCAUUUUUAAUAUGAGUGUUCACAAUUUCUUGCAGUUUGAAUCAGCAGACCGAAAACAUGAAAGUAUCUACUUUUGUUAAGCUUGUGCAAUUAGGCUGGAGAUGAAGAAAACAGAGCAGGAAUCACCUUGAAAUCUCAAUUUAAUUAAAAUUUGCAAUUGUUGGCUAAUCACUAUGAUAUUUCCAUGGAGUAAAGAUGGUGAGAAACCAGUGAAGGAGAAGAGCAAAACUCAGAACAGCUCCCUGAAGGGACAUAAAUCUUAUGUGUGUCAUGUGACAGGAGUAUCUCUGACAAGCAGUUAUUCAUACAACAAUUACAACUUUCUUUCGUAAAAUGUAAUUCUUUGUCUUCAAUACCAAGGUGGAUCUACCUCACUGAAAAAUAUAUGUUCACUGACAUUCUUUCUUUCUGCUUUAAACUGUUCUGCAUUAAAAGUGUUGUGGGCUAGAGGCCUCCAGGGUUGUUUUAUGCCCAUGAGGUUAGUCAGACUGUACCUGAUGUCCCUGACAUCAAAUAGAAAUAUGUUUGGUUCUGAUGAACUUGGCAGAGAAAUUAAUCCAGUGACUUGUUAAAUAUUUCUCAUCUUUAAAUAUUUGGUUUUUCUUAGCAGCCAGUUCUUCCUGUGACAUUUCAAUUAUUGGCUAUUUCAGCUUCUCUUUAACUUUGGAAGAUCAUUCUGUCCAACUCUACAGUAUUUAACUUUAUAGAUUUGCUUCAGUGCUAGUUUUCUGGUUUUCUUUUUUAAUUACAGCCUUCACUUUUGAGGAAAAAAAGAUGUGAUCAGGAAUAUGUCUCCACUGAACUAAGAACACCUGUAAUGGGGAGGAAAUUUAAAGUUCCCAUUUUAUCUCUUUAGCACCGGUUUGACUUGAAUAAGCUAAAACAUUGUGUUGUUAUUCCCCAGAUGGAAUUUAAAAUCUAGUUUGGUACUGAAUAGGGUUGAAAACUUUCAAACUCUUUACAAGCUAUUAGAAAUAUUUAAAUACUUCUAAUGUAUUUUUCACUUGGAAUUUCAGUCAAAUAGAUAAAGUCUCACUAAGUAGUGAAUUCUUACAAGAGUAAGAAUUCUCUUUGGGAAAUUUUGAUGGCCCUGUUCUUAAGGUAAAAUCAGGGAGGAUGGUGAAUUCCCAUUUUUAACUCCAUAUUAUCUUGACUUUUAUACACCCUUGCUUCAAGUUCUCCUCUUAUGUUUGCCUCCAGGCAAUGUUUAUACUUAAUAGAUGCAUAUUAGAUGUGGACACCUCAACAGUCAGAAGCCAACUCCUGCAACUCCUACAAGGUGUUCCAUCUCUUUUUAUCAUUCAUAAAAGUGUGAGCAACAAAUUCAAGAUGUGGCCUAAAAAUUACCUGAAUCUUAAAGGAGUCAACAAAUCUCUCAGUACCAUUUCUUACCAGUAUUAGACUGUGAUAUUCUAAAUUGGUACUGUCUAGACUGCUCACAAGAGUCCUCUGAGCACAUUUAACCAGAGUUAAAGCAGUUUCUGCUGUUUUAUCUUAUUCAGGUGCCAAUAGCUGUUGCCAUACAUACAAUUAGAGCUGAUUGUUGCCGAGGUUAAAAGACCCAAACCUUAGCUCCUUUUCACCUUCUUGUAGUGAUUCCAGCACUAUAAUUCCUUGGCACUGCUUUUUAAUCUGUCAGAAGGAGAAUUUCCUAGAAUCCAGAAGAAAAUGAGUCCUAGAUUUAAGGCCAAUUUUCUUCAAAUUUCUCCCUCCAAAAUACCAAAAUAUUUGACUUCUGACAGACUUCUGUCCUCCAAAGCCUUUAUGUCUGCUCCCUCACUCAGGCUUGUCCAGCUGGGGGGAAGCUUAUCCCACUCUAACAAACCUGUCAGAGCUACAUGCUGACAAAUAAGUCAUGCCAGGCUCUCUAGCUGCAGCUCUUCAGCUGAGUAAGGAGUUGAUUUUGGCCACUGCACUCGUCCUUAGGUCAAAGCUUAAGUGCUACAAAAGCUAAACCCCACAGAUGUAUUGAGCCACAGGGAGGUGUAAAGUCCUUCAAGCACAGAAGCCAGCAAAUCUACUGAAACUCUGGGGUAAUUUUCAAAACAAGAUUAACACAUCAUGGUCCUCUCAUGGUAAUGUUUAUGGAAUAGGAUAUAUGACAGAAGGAAGGUGGAGAAACAGGAGAAAGCCUGAAGAUGCAAAAAUUACUGUUUAGGGAACCACCAUUUAUUUUAGCAGGAGAUACUGCAGAAGGCACACUGCUGAGAGAGAGAAAUGUGUGUCCCACUGAGGAUAAAACAGAGAAAUCAUGGGUUUUUUCUUUGACUUUGUGGAUUAGCCCAUGGAAACUGUUCCCCCAUUUGAGAAGUGAAGCAAUUCUUUUGGGAAUAUGCUGACCUAAAUGCUGGGAGCACAGGGUCUCCCUCACAUCCCCAGACCUGGUUAUUAGCAGUGACAUCCUCUGCAUGUUUUGGGGUGAGACAAAGGCUUUAACCUUUAAGUGAAAGUUGAGACAGAAGGAAUGUCUGUAAGGGUUAUUAGAGGUGGAACAAAGCCUCACAGGGGACUAUAUCUGGCAGCUGGGGGUGCACAACCCAGACUGAGCUGAGUCACACAUUGCUUAAAAUAAAAACUAAGUGCAGGUAAAAAUUGAAAGAAAAAUAUGGUCUUGAUUUUUAUAUUACCACUUCUCUGGGAAGUGAUGCCUAAAAUCAACCUCUUACCUCUUCCCAGUACCCUACAUUGUUUCUGAAUAAGAACAAGAAAUAAAUCCAGAAUGCAGGCAGUGGGAGAAAUUGCUUCAAAGCACUCCAACAUGUGGGAAAUCUAACUGGUGGCAGUUAUUAAUCUCCACAUUCUCCCCUCCCCCAAAAUUAUUGCUACUGAGUUUGCUCUGACAGGGUUUGUGUGAUGUUUUGGGUAGCAUUACCUAGUACUGAAAUGAUUAGCUGUGAUUAGUACUGCUCAGGCUGGGAAGGUAUAUGUGUCUUUCACCUGAGGGUAUGUUGAAUUUUGCACUUUUUGUGUAAACUACAAGUUGACAAGAGCUGCAGCAAAAAGGAAAUAGCAGGGGAAGGCUCACAUAAAAGUAAUUUUUCUUACAUCGUGAUGAUAAAGCGAUUAAUUGAGGGUAAGCAGGUAUGGUGAAGAUAAAGGUAACAGGUAGCAUUUGGACCCAGGAAGACUGACGUUCACUGUGAUCUGAGGAUAUCCAAUGUUAGUAUUUUCCUGCACUUUCUUUCACCUUUUUUUUUUCUCUUUGUCUUUUUCCAAAACUGUCUAGAACAUGCUUCCAUUUUCUGGAGGAAAUUCUUACACAAACAGUUACCUUCUUGUGUAAAUUCUAUGUUGUCUUAUGGAUUUCUGUACAUCUCACUGCAGGUUAUUACGUGUCAGGUCUUCAGUCAUAAUGGCUGGUAAUUUGUUGUAAAAAAAAAACCAAAACCACUGUUCACUUGUUCCUGUUGACUUACUUAGACAUUGCUCUGAGGACGUUGCUCUUUGGACUGUCCACACUUUGGAAGUCAAUCCAUGAUGUUUGGCGUUUUCUGUUAGCAUAAUCCUCCAGCAUUAGUAUUGUACAUAUCCAGAAAACAAUCCCUCUCAAUAAACAUUAUUCUCUUUUUUAUUAAAAAGCAUGUUUUUGUGAGAACAA